Molecule: messenger RNA, 4258 nt
Organism: Theobroma umbraticum
Lineage: Eukaryota; Viridiplantae; Streptophyta; Magnoliopsida; Malvales; Malvaceae
Product: disease resistance protein SUMM2-like
Biological process (GO): protein phosphorylation; MAPK cascade
Molecular function (GO): MAP kinase kinase activity; ATP binding; ADP binding
Source: RefSeq, a predicted model, not a curated record
AAGUUAAACCAGAGCAGCCCCUUUAUUGCAUUGGUCUCUUUUGACUCACGGUUACUGAGUUUUCUUUGUUCUUUUGUUUGGACUACCGUCAAUAAUUAGCGAAAGAGAAGAAAAGAAAUAAAAAUUUCCAUUAGCUUUCUUCUUUCGAAACUUUGUGAUUUUUGAGAUCCAAAAAGAUUCAUGGAUUGCCUGAGUCCAAUACUGGACAUCGGUACCCGCUUGUGGGACUGCAGUUCCAAGCAUGUGGCAUAUAUCCACGAUCUUGAAGAAAAUCUUCAAAAGUUGCGAACAGAAAUGGAAGUACUCAACUGCCGCAGACAUGAUGUAUGGUGCAGGGUAGAAGCCACAGAGCAACAACCACGGAUGAGGCGUUCGGAAGAAGUGGAUGGAUGGUUGGAAAGUGCGAAAACCAUGGAUAAUGAAGUAAAUGAAAUUAUUCAAGAAGGCGAUCAGGAACUCCAAAAUAAAUGCGUCGGAAGUUGCUGUCCCAAGAACCUAAAGUCCAGCUAUAAGAUUGGAAAGCGAAUCAUUAAGAAGAUAAAUUCUGUGGAGGACCUACUCAAGAAGGGUGAACCUUACUGCUCAGACACGGCGGUUGCUGUGAAGCUGCCACGUAAGCGGCUUCUAAUCCCAGAGUGGCCUGUGGAGAACACUGUUGGCCAGGACUCCAAACUGGAAAGGGUAUGGAGAUGCAUCGAGGAUGAAACUAUUAGAAUUAUUAGAUUUUGUGGAGUCGGAGGUGUUGGAAAAACGACCCUCUUGAAGAAAGUUAGCAAUGAAUUCCAUAGGCGGAGCCAUGACUUUGAUGCUGUAAUUUGGGCCAUGAUGCCGAGACAAGAGAAUUAUAUAGAGAAAGUUCAGGAGGUGAUUAGGAAGAAAUUGGAAAUCCCUGAUUCCAUAUGGGAUCAGUGUUCAGGCGAGGACGAGAAAGGGGCUCAUAUAUUUAGUGUCUUGAAAAGUAAAAAGUUUGUGCUACUGUUGGACAAUGUAUGGGAGCAAUUCAACCUCCUAACUCUGGGCAUCCAUCUGCGGAAUGAUCAAAAUCAGUCCAAAGUAAUAUACACAGCCCGCUCACUAGGGUUGUCCUUCGACGUGGAAGCUCAAGUGACAAUUGAAGUCGAGCGUUUGCCACCGGAACAAGCCCUGAGUUUAUUUAGGACGACUGUAGGUGAAAGUAUCCUCAGUACCCAUCCAGAGCUCUCGGAUUUGGCAAAUACUUUUGUUAGAAGGUGUGGAGGGUUGCCACUUGCUCUUCUCACCGUCGCUGGAGCCAUGGCUAGUCGGAAAAAUCUUCGUGAAUGGCGCCACACGGUUGAGCUGUUAGAUACCCACCCAUCGGAGAUUGCAGGUAUGGGGGGUUAUGUGUUUCCUCUUCUCAAGUUUAGCUACGAUAACUUGAACGAAGCCACAGCUCAAAACUGUUUUCUAUAUUGUUCCAUAUUUCCAGAGGCUUAUAACAUCCCAAUAGAUGAACUUAUUGACCUCUGGAUAGGAGAAGGUUUCUUAGAUGGAGCAGAUCCAUGUGGGCAGGGAGAAUUUAUAGUCGGGACUUUAAGGCUUGCGUAUUUGCUAGAAAGUGAUGAAUCUAAACAAUGUGUUCGGAUGCAUGACGUAGUCCGUCACAUGGCCUUGUGGUUAGCUCGAGAUCAAGGAAAAAACAAGAACAAGGUUUUGGUAGCAAAAAGUGGAAGGAUUACAGACCAGGAACUCACAAAAUGGGAAGAGGCGACUUGGAUUUCCUUGUUUGGUAGUAGUAGCAGAGAGAAAAUAGACUACUCACCAUCUUGCCAUUACCUCUCAACUUUGCUCUUAAGAGAUGCACAGCUGGAAUCAUUUCCUAGUGGAUUCUUUGACUCUAUGCCAGCUUUGAAGGUUUUGGAUUUGUCAGGUAAUCGAGGCUUAGUUGAGUUACCUUCCAAUAUUGGAAAUGCGAAAACCUUGCAGUAUCUCAAUCUGUCAUUAACAAGCAUAGCAAAGUUGCCUACUGGCCUUCGAAAUUUGAGAAACCUCAGAUGUUUGCUAUUAGAUUAUACUGUGAAUCUUAAAUGGAUUCCAAAGGAGUUGAUAUCCAAUUUUUUAUGCUUGCAAGUUUAUAGUAAAAUAAAUGGAGUCACAGAGGACUUUCGCUCAGUGGACGUUCCACCUUCUGCUGAUGAAAUUGCAUUUUUAGAAGUGUUGGAGUGCUUGGGUGACAUAAAUAAAAUAGGUAUCACCUUAUUUUGUGCACCUUCUUUUGAAAAAAUUUUGGAAUCCUGCACUUUACGGAGUUGUAUCAGAAAAUUAACAUUCAAGGAAUGUACCGGCUUGAUUUCACUAUAUUUUACAGAAGAAUUAAGUAAUCUAGAAAGGCUUGAGAUAUUUCAUUGUAGUUCACUCAAGGAGUUCAAGGUAUCGGAAGGGUGUAAACUUGGUAGCCUCAGUAAGGUAUACAUAGGAGUUUGCCCGCUGUUGUUAAACCUCAAUGUCCUUGCUUAUGCUAGAAACCUUGAGAUUCUUACCAUUCUUGACUGUGAGUCGCUGAAGGAAGUUACAAGUGAGACAAUGGCAUUCCCUGGGCUGAAAACUAUUUCUUUGACUCAUCUGAAAAAUCUGAAAAGCAUCUGCCCAUCGCCCAGUUGCUUUCCUUCUCUGUUAGAAAUUGAAGUAUCUAAGUGCCCAUCGCUGAGGCAGCUUCCAUUUGAUGUGGAAAGUGCAGAUUUCUUGCAGAAAAUUAGAGGAGAAACAGAGUGGUGGGAUGGCUUGGUUUGGGAUGAUGAAGCCGUUAAGGAUGCUUGUCUCUUGAAGUUUAUAUCAACUCCAUUCGAACUCUUACAAAUAAAGAAAGAUGAUGCUGUCCCCAAAACCAGUUCGUUCAAGGAUGGAGUUCAUAUUGUCAAUCAGACCAAAGCUGAAACUCCUCCUCACCCUAAGCCAUCCCCUAAGCCAUCCAAAACGGAUAUAGACGAUCAGUUGAAUUUAGAAGACAUAGAGGCUAUUAAAGUUAUCGGACGUGGUUCUGCUGGAGUUGUGCAAUUGGUCCGACACAAAUUGACUGGCCAUUUUUUUGCAUUAAAGACCAUUGUAAUGAAUACUGACGAGGCAGUUCGCCGGCAGAUUGUGAAUGAAUUGAAAGCAAAUCAAUCCUCUCACUGUCCAUAUAUUGUUAAUUGUUAUCAGUCUUUCUAUAAUCAUGGUGUCAUUUCAAUCAUCUUGGAGUAUAUGGAUAGUGGAUCCCUAGCAGAUUUCCUGAAAAAAGUUACAUUCAUUCCUGAACCUUAUCUUGCCGCAAUAUGUAAGCAGGUGCUUAAGGGCUUGAUGUAUCUUCAUCUUGAAGCAAACAUUAUCCACCGAGACAUAAAGCCUUCCAAUUUGUUAAUAAAUCAUAAAGGGGAAGUCAAGAUCACCGACUUCCACAUGAGUGCAGGACUGGAAAGCCCCUCAGAAAGAGCAAACUCUUUUGUUGGCACAUACAACUAUAUGUCUCCAGAGAGAAUUAUGGGAGGCAGUUAUGGCAUUGAAGUUGACAUUUGGAGCUUGGGGCUAGUGUUGCUUGAGUGUGCAACUGGUAAAUUCCCGUAUUCCCCACCAGGGGAGAGAGAAGAAUGGGAUAAUUUGUUUGAGCUUAUGGAAGAAAUUGUUGAUCAACCACCACCUUGUGCGCCUUCAGAUCAAUUUUCUCCUGAGUUUUGCUCAUUUAUUUCUGCAUGCCUCCGGAAAGACCCAAAUGAAAGAAAGUCUGCGCAUGAACUGUUGGUACUGCCUUUCUUAAACCUGUAUGAUGACUUGGAUGUGGACCUCUCAUCCUACUUCAAUUAUGCAGGAUUACCGCUUGGAACCUUUUAGAACUUAUCUGUUCAGACAGAACAAAUAGCAUGUCAGACUAAAGAAGUCGUUGGAGGAACCCAAAGCUUGUUAAAGCGUGGAAGACUUCUUGUUGUCAUUUUGAUUUGUAACUGAAGCGAGGCCAAAGCUUUUGAAGCAUUCAAGGAUUCUUAGAAAAUGUCUUAGUGACAGGGGACUCAGUUUGCAAGGAACAGCUCGCCGCUGUGUGUUAAUUGUUUCAUAAUUGAACAGUAAUGCUGUCUUAUAUCCUCGAGAACAAAAAAAACAAAAGGUGUAUAAACUGGCUGAAAAUGAAAUUGUACUGGAUCGGAGAAUGGAAAGUGUGAAAUUAUUAACUUGUCUAAUUGUAUUGAAUUCUGUUAAGAUAAUUUACCAUGGCUUGACCCCUGAGGUCUGGCAAGUAAAGGGGGAUCUGAUUAGCUAAUUGGCAUUGAUA